Molecule: messenger RNA, 4599 nt
Organism: Trichosurus vulpecula (common brushtail)
Lineage: Eukaryota; Metazoa; Chordata; Mammalia; Diprotodontia; Phalangeridae
Gene: L3MBTL2
Product: L3MBTL histone methyl-lysine binding protein 2
Exons: 17
Coding region: 129-2147 (672 amino acids)
Biological process (GO): regulation of DNA-templated transcription
Cellular component (GO): nucleus
Molecular function (GO): zinc ion binding
Source: RefSeq, a predicted model, not a curated record
CGCGGGACGGCGACCAAUGGGCUUCGUGCAGGCGGAAGGCGCGGCGGCCAUGGCGGCGGCGGCGGGCUCGCGGUGAGGUUUUAGGACUUCGGGCGUCGGGCGUCGGGCUUCGCGGCCUAGGCGGCCUCAUGGAGCGGGGCUUCGAGGAGACACCAUCCUCGGAGAGGAUGGAGGACGAAGAAGAGGAAGAUGAGGAGGAGGAGGAGGAAGAGGAGUUGGACCUCUUUGGGGGCUACGACAGCUUCCAGGGCUACAACAGCAGCCUGGGCAGUGAGAGCAGCUCUUACCUGGAGGAGUCCAGUGACAACGAGAACGAGCUGCAUGACCGUGAGGCUGGGGAGCUCCCUGCAUCUCCCGCGCUGAUGCCCAGCCCCACCACCCCUCGCUCCCAGGAUGGCAGUGGCUCUGAGCCAGCUGUCUGUGAGAUGUGUGGCAUCGUUGGCACACGGGAGGCCUUCUUCUCCAAGACAAAGCGGUUCUGCAGCGUCUCCUGCUCUAGGAGCUACUCCUCCAACUCCAAGAAAGCCAGUAUCUUGGCGAGGUUGCAGGGGAAGCCGCCCACCAAGAAGGCCAAGGUCCUUCACAAGGCUGCCUGGUCUGCCAAGAUUGGCGCCUUUCUCCACUCCCAGGGCACGGGGCAGCUCGCAGAUGGGACCCCGACGGGGCAGGACGCUCUGGUCCUGGGCUUCGACUGGGGGAAAUUCCUAAAGGAACACAAUUACAAGGCGGCCCCUGUCAGCUGCUUCAAACAUGUUCCGCUGUUUGAUCAGUGGGAUGAUGUGGUGAAGGGGAUGAAGGUGGAGGUCCUGAACAGCGAUGCCGUGCUCCCUAGCCGGGUCUACUGGAUCGCCUCAGUCAUCCAGACAGCAGGCUACCGAGUGCUGCUUCGUUACGAAGGCUUUGAGACUGACUCCAGCCAUGACUUCUGGUGUAACCUGGGCACUGUGGAUGUGCACCCCAUCGGGUGGUGUGCGAUCAAUAGCAAAAUCUUGGUGCCCCCUCAGACCAUUCACGCCAAGUACACAGACUGGAGGAGUUACCUCAUGAAGCGGCUGGUGGGAGCCAGGACCCUCCCGGUGGAUUUCCACAUUAAGAUGGCAGAAAGCAUGAAGUACCCCUUCCGUCAGGGGAUGCGAGUGGAGGUGGUAGACAAGACCUACGUGUCCAGGACACGCAUGGCCGUGGUGGACACAGUGAUCGGGGGGCGGCUGCGGCUGCUCUAUGAGGAUGGCGACGGUGAUGAUGAUUUCUGGUGCCACAUGUGGAGUCCUCUCAUCCACCCUGUGGGCUGGUCCCGCCGCGUUGGCCACAGCAUCAAAAAGCCAGAGAGGCGAGGGGAGAUGAGCAGCCACCCCACCUUUCGCAAGAUCUACUGUGAUGCCGUUUCCUACCUCUUCAAGAAGGUGCGAGCUGUCUACACAGAAGGAGGCUGGUUUGAAGAAGGGAUGAAGCUGGAGGCCAUCGACCCACUGAACCUGGGCAAUAUCUGUGUGGCCACUGUCUGCAAGGUUCUCCUGGACGGCUACCUGAUGAUCUGCAUUGACGGCUCCACCUCUGUGGAUGGCUCAGACUGGUUCUGUUACCAUGCCUCAUCACACGCCAUCUUUCCAGCCACCUUUUGCCAGAAGAACUCCAUUGACCUUACACCUCCAAAAGGGUAUGAUGCAAAGACCUUUGACUGGACCUCGUACCUUGAAGAGACCAACUCAAAAGCUGCUCCUGCUCGACUCUUCAACAUGGACUGCCCCAACCACGGCUUCAAGGUGGGCAUGAAGCUGGAGGCUGUGGACCUGAUGGAGCCGCGACUCAUCUGUGUGGCCACAGUGAAGAGGGUGGUCCAGCGGCUGCUCAGCAUUCACUUUGAUGGCUGGGACAGCGAGUAUGACCAGUGGGUGGAUUGUGAGUCACCUGACAUCUAUGCCGUGGGCUGGUGCGAGCUGAUCGGCUACCAGCUCCAGCCCCCGGUGUCUGCAGGUCUGUCCCCUUGGCGCCGCCACACAGGCUUCUCUUCCAGGGUGGGCCGCGAGGAAUCCACAACUCCCCAGCAGACCAAGGAAGUGAUGAGGAAGAAGAAGAAGCCAUUUGGUAAAAAGAGAAAAAGGGUCACGACCAAGACACGCCCAGCAGCCAAGAAAACCCAGCACUGACCAAGCCCUAGGCUGACGAGAGGCUACAGAGAUCUGAGCUAAGCCCCUCACCUUGGCUGGCCCAUGGUGCAAGGAGUCAGGACCCCGUGUCCAGUUGUGAAGCUGAUGGUCCUGUCACUCAGCCAUGGGGUCCCAGGGCCUUCUCUGUGGCCUUGUCCUCUGGGAGUGAAGUCAGAAGGGGAGGGUGAGCAGACCCUAGCAGCCUCCAUGCAGGAAUCCUGAGGACACUCCACCUUCCCCACCUUCUUGACACCCUGUGUCAGCUUCCCUGGGAGGGUCUCCUGAAGCUCCAGGGCCUGGGCCCUUUAAGGGGAUGCUCUGGAAGGAAGCCAGUGUGUCCCCAGCUUGAACCAGCCCCGACCUUGGAUCAGAAAGGAGCAGGCCUUCAAUCACUUCUUCCCCUCUGGACACAUUUUUCCAGAAAGGAGAAAAAGCCUCUUUUUCCUUUAAAAAAUCAUGUUCAUUGCCAGGAUGUGAAGCCUGACCCUGCACUGGGGAGGAGAGCUGACCAGUCCCCAACUCCCUUUGGAUCCUUCCCCUUCUUUCCUCCUUCCAGCCUGGCCGACCUUGGGCAGGAGUCUCUGACCCUUAGUUCCUAACUUCCCAGGAGGCCCUCGUCUGUCAGGCAGCCUAGGGCCUUCUGGCCUGAUUUCAGUAAAGAGCAGGGUAUGGGUGCCUUCCUGGGCCCCACACCUGGAAGGAGAAGGAGCAAGGUGGCAUGUGAGGCAUCUCCGGGUAUGCUUAGUGGGAUGAUGGGCUGGUGGCUGUACCCAGCCGUCCUUGGUACUUUGGAAGGCUGCAGCAGGGAGGGGCAGGAACCCUCCACCCACCCAGCCGCCAUGACAGCAUGGGGAUUGGUGGAACGACCUUCAGAGUCUAAGACCCAGGGCAGAUGUGGAAUAGUCUUCAAGCAUUUGACAGGUGGUCCUGGGGAGAUGGGAUUGAGCCACUGUGGAGUGAGGCAGCCCCAGAGAAUGGGUUUAAAUGGCAGAGGUAGGUUGAGGCUCAGUGUCAGGAAGACCCCCAACAGUUAGAACCAUCUCUAAAUGGCCUUAGUAGAAAGUGAGUCCCUGUCAUGGGCCGGUACCUUCCAGCAGAGCUAGGAACUGACCACUUGGCUUCACAAACAAGAUUUCCUCUCCAUGUUCAGGGUGAACUAGUCAGUGAUUUGCCUUUCUUUUGCACUUUAAGGUUUAUGAAGCACUUUCCCCAGAAACAGCCCUGUGAAGUAGGUGCCCAGGGAAGUGUAGGGACCUCGGUUCAGAGCCCUUCCAGUACAGCAGGGCACUUCUCCCCGACCUGCCCCAGCUGGUUGUGCCUGGGGAGGGGGUGCCGCUUAGCGGGAUUGGUCAUUCUGAGACAUGCACCUUGGGCUGCAGGAGACCUCCGUCAGACACAGAAGUUACCUUGAGCUGCCAGACAGUCACAUUCGUGUUGGGUAGGAAGAUGAACAGCUGGCCCUUGGAGACCCCUCCAAUGGCCAGGGCUCCUCCACGCUCGACAUCAAACCCUUCAGGGCUCUAGAGGAGUAUCGCUGAAUGCCCAUUCCUCCAAAUGGCCAGUCCUACAUGCAGUUGCUAGCAGGCCCCAGGCUCAGCCACAGAGGCUUUCUGGUGUGGCUCAGGCUCCCUCAUUUCCAAAGGAUAUCACAAAGUGGCUGAUAGCUGCAGUCAUAGAUGCCCAGGAAUUCUAAAUAGAACCUGCAAGGGCACCCCAUUGAAUGCAAAGAAGCCUCUUCAAGCCAGCGUUAUGAAAAGGGACCAUCUGCCGGCAGCCGCAUUUUAGGGCAGAAACUCGCCUGGCUCCAGGUUGUACAAGGAGACAGGGGCCUCUGGGUUCAAAUUCAGACCCUCUGAUCUCAGCUGGAGGGCUUCUCCAAGGCUUCUGUGGUGGGGAGCACUCUCCCUGAGGCAACCACUUCCGUCUGGGGAUACAUCCAAUGAAAAACUUGCUCCUUAUGUUGAGCCCCAAAGUGCUUCUGGGUAAUAGGCCUGUUAGUCCCAGCUCUCUUCCCUCCAUAUGACCAGUAAGAACCGGAGUCCUUCUUAUGUAUUAAAACACUUCACCAAGCCCCCAGCCAUCCUGCUUUCUUCAGCCUCUCUCUAUUACGAGAAGUGUCUGAAUGUGAUCAGACCAAUGCAGAGUCCUCUGGAUGUGAGACUGUGGGGAUCUUUGUAGCACACCGUCUCCCUUUGUCAACUCAACUCAUGGCCUUCCCCGUGAACUGCUGUUGAGCAGUUCAACACAUAGGAACCUGAAUUCAGGUCUUCACGUUGAACUCUAUUCGCUUUUAUCUUGGUGGCAGAUUGGAAUCUGGAUCUUUUGGGAUCCUGGCUGUCUGUCACCCAACAUGGUAGCUAUUCCUCUCAGGUUCAUUUCAAAAGUUUAACAUCUGUUAAUUUUGAAUGAAUUGUAAAAAUGAUUAAAAGCAAAAUAAUUUUUAAGAAUUGAA